AUGAUCAAUAUCACUGCCUUGCCUUUUCUCUUUUUUACUUCUCUUUUUCCAUAUCAACCUUUCUCUUUCUUUCUUUCUCCAUCCCCCAUACACUUUCUAUUCUUGCUGUUUUUUUUUCUCUAUCCCUCUUUUUCUCUUGAUUCUAUUUCAUUCUCUCUUAUAUCUCCCCUUCUUUCUCUUGUGCAUCUUGAAUCUUUCUCUUGCAUCUCUCUCUCUUUCUCCCACCACUUUCUCUCUUGCAUCUCUCUGUUACCCUCUUUAUCUUUUGAAUCUCUCUUCUACUCUCUUUCUCUUUUGUAUGUCUCUUUCUCCCCCUCUUCUCUUGUGCAUCUCUUUCUCUCCUGCAUCUCUUCCAUAUGUUUUCCCCCUCUCUUUCUGUCUUCAACCUCUCUUUCUUUCUUGCAUCUCUCUUUAUCAUGCUCCUCUCUCUUCUCUUUCUAUCAUUCUUUUACCAUCUUUUCCUCUUUCUCAUCUUUAUAUUUUUCCUUCUUUUCCUCUCUUACUAUCAUUUUUCAUGCUUUAAUCUUUUCUUUUUUGCUGUCCUCUGUUCUUUCUCUCUUUCCCAAUCUCUUCCUCUUCUUCAUCAUUUCUGAUUCCUCUUUCUCGUUUGUAUCUCUCUCUCUCUUUCCCUAUAUUUCUCUCUUGUAUCUCUCUUUUUCUCUCUCCCUCCCACUAUUUCUCUUUUGCAUCUCUCUUUCCUCUAUUUUUUUUGUCUAUCCUUUCCCUCUUGCAUCUCUCUUUCCUUUCAUCUCUAUUUUUUUCUCCAAUCUCUCUCCUUUCUUCAUCAUCUCUCUUUUUCCUCUUUCUCGCUUUUGCAUCUUCUCUUUCCUCCCUUUUCCUCUUGCAUCUCUCUUUUCCUUCUUUUUUCAUCUUCUCUCUUUUUCUUUUUCUCCUGCAUCUCUCUCUUUUCUCUCUUUUUCAUCUCUCUCUCUCUUUUCUCUUUUUCUCUCUCUCUCUUCUUUUCCUUCUCUUUUUCUCUCUCUUUUUUCUAUCAUCUCUCUCUUUUCUUCUCUUUUCAUCUCUCUCUCUUCUCUUUUUCCUCUUUUUUCUCUUGCAUCCUCUUUCCUUCUCUUUUUUCAUCUCUCUCUUUUCCUCUUUUUUCUCCUCUCUCUUUUUCUUCUCUUUUUCAUCUCUCUCUCUUUUCUCUUUUUUCCAUCUCUCUCUUUUCCUUCUCUUUUUCAUCUCUCUCCUUUUCCUCUUUUUCUCUCAUGCAUCUCUCUCUUUUCCUUCUCUUUUUCAUCUCUCUCUCUCUUUUCCUCAUCUCUCUCUUUUCCUCUUUUCUUCUCAUCAUCUCUCUCUUUUCCUCUUUUUCUCUUGCAUCUCUCUCUUUUCCUUCUCUUUUUCAUUCUCUUUUCCUCAUCUCUCUCUUUUCCUCUUUUUCUUCUCUCAUUUCUCUCUUUUCCUCUUUUCUUCUCAUGCAUCUCUCUCUUUUCUCUUUUUCUUCUUGCAUCUCUCUCUUUUCCUUCUCUUUUCAUCUCUCUCUUUUCCUGCAUCUCUCUCUUUUCUUCUCUUUUCUCUCUCUCUUUUCUCUUUUCUCUUUUCCUCUCAUGCAUCUCUCUUUUCCUUCCUCUCUCUCUCUUUUCAUCUCUCUCUCUCUUUUUUCUCUUUUUCAUCUCUCUCUUUUCCUGCAUCUCUCUCUUUUUUUCUCUUUUCAUCUCUCUUUUCUUCUCUUUUCAUCUCUCUCUCUUUCUCUUUUCUCUUCAUCUCUCUCUUUCCUUCUCUUUUUCAUCUCUCUCUCUUUUCCUCUUUUUUCUUCAUCUCUCUCUCUUUUUCCUUCUCUUUUUUCUCUCUCUCUUUUCCUCUUUUCUCUCAUGCUUCUCUCUCUCUUUUCCUUCUCUUUUUUCUCUCUCUCUUUUCCUUUUUUCUCAUGCAUCUCUCUCUUUUCCUUCUCUCUCUCUCUCUUUCCUCUCAUGCAUCUCUCUCUUUCCUCUUUUUCUCUUGCAUCUCUCCUUCUUUUUCAUCUCUCUCUUUUCCUCUUUUCUCUCAUCAUCUCUCUUUUCCUUCUCUUUUUCUCUCUCUUUUUCUUUUCUCUCAUGCAUCUCUCUCUUUUCCUUCUCUUUUCAUCUCUCUCUUUUCCUCUUUUUUCUUUUCUCUCUCUUUUCCUUCUCUUUUUCAUCUCUCUCUCUUUUCCUCUUUUUCUCUCAUGCAUCUCUCUCUUUUCCUUCUCUUUUUCAUCUCUCUCUCUUUUCCUCUUUUUCUCUCAUGCAUCUCUCUCUUUUCCUUCUCUUUUUCAUCUCUCUCUCUUUUUCUCUCAUGCAUCUCUCUUUUUCUUUUUUCUCAUGCAUCUCUCUUUUUCCUUCUCUUUUUCAUCUCUCUCUCUUUUCCUCUUUUUCUCUCAUGCAUCUCUCUCUUUUCCUUCUCUUUUUCAUCUCUCUCUCUUUUCCUCUCAUGCAUCUCUCUCUUUUCCUCUUUUUCUCUCAUGCAUCUCUCUCUUUUCCUUCUCUUUUUCAUCUCUCUCUCUUUUCUCAUGCAUCUCUCUCUUUUCCUCUUUUUCUCUCAUGCAUCUCUCUCUUUUCCUUCUCUUUUUCAUCUCUCUCUCUUUUCCUCUUUUCCUCUCAUGCAUCUCUCUCUUUUCCUUCUCUUUUCAUCUCUCUCUCUUUUCCUCUCAUUCUCUCUUUUCCUUUCUUUUCUCUCUCUCUCUCUUGCAUCUCUCUCUUUUCCUUCUCUUUUCAUCUCUCUCUCUUUUCCUCUUUUCUCUUUGCAUCUCUCUCUUUUCUUCUUUUUCAUCUCUCUCUCUUUUCCCUCAUGCAUCUCUCUCUUUCUUUUUCUCUCAUGCAUCUCUCUCUUUUCCUUCUCUUUUUCAUCUCUCUCUUUUCCUCUUUUUCUCUCUUGCAUCUCUCUCUUCCCCCAUCUCUUGCUAUCUUUUUCAUACUUUGCUCUUCUCACUAUUUCCCUAUGCUCUUUCUUAGAAUCCAUUAA
Acanthosepion pharaonis is the source of this 2919-nucleotide messenger RNA. NCBI's taxonomy places the organism in Eukaryota, Metazoa, Mollusca, Cephalopoda, Sepiida, Sepiidae. The record is from the annotation of a GenBank genome assembly.